AUGGGGGAAUGGACCAUCUUGGAGAGGCUACUGGAGGCGGCUGUCCAGCAGCACUCCACUAUGAUAGGAAGGAUCCUGUUAACAGUGGUGGUGAUCUUCCGGAUCCUGAUCGUGGCGAUCGUGGGAGAGACGGUCUAUGAUGACGAGCAGACCAUGUUCGUUUGUAACACCUUGCAGCCGGGCUGCAACCAGGCUUGCUACGACCAGGCGUUCCCCAUCUCGCACAUCAGAUACUGGGUGUUUCAGAUCAUCAUGGUGUGCACCCCCAGCCUUUGCUUCAUCACCUACUCGGUGCACCAGUCCGCCAAACAGAAGGAGCGGAGGUACUCGACCGUGUUCCUCUCGCUGGACAAGGACCAGGAUCCCAUAAAGCGAGACGACAGCAAGAAGAUCAAGAACACCAUCGUGAACGGAGUACUGCAGAACACGGAGAACUCGACGAAGGAAGCGGAGCCCGACUGCUUGGAGGUGAAGGAGAUCCCCUGCUCAGCCCUCAGAACUACAAAGUCCAAAAUGAGGCGACAAGAAGGUAUCUCGAGGUUCUACAUUAUCCAGGUGGUGUUCAGAAACGCGCUGGAGAUUGGCUUUCUAGUGGGUCAGUACUUCCUCUAUGGAUUUAAUGUGCCCGCGGUGUACGAAUGUGAUCGAUACCCGUGCAUCAAAGAUGUCGAGUGCUACGUGUCGAGACCCACGGAGAAGACUGUCUUUCUGGUCUUCAUGUUCGCCGUGAGCGGGAUUUGCGUGGUGCUCAACUUAGCGGAACUGAACCACCUGGGUUGGAGGAAGAUCAAAACGGCCGUGCGUGGGGUGCAGGCCAGGAGGAAGUCCAUCUACGAGAUCAGGAACAAAGACCUGCCCCGCAUGAGCAUGCCCAACUUCGGCCGCACGCAGUCCAGCGACUCCGCGUACGUGUAG
Molecule: messenger RNA, 915 nt
Organism: Scleropages formosus (Asian bonytongue)
Lineage: Eukaryota; Metazoa; Chordata; Actinopteri; Osteoglossiformes; Osteoglossidae
Gene: gjd2b
Product: gap junction protein delta 2b
Exons: 2
Coding region: 1-915 (304 amino acids)
Biological process (GO): cell-cell signaling
Cellular component (GO): connexin complex
Molecular function (GO): gap junction channel activity
Source: RefSeq, a predicted model, not a curated record